Molecule: messenger RNA, 543 nt
Organism: Sclerotinia sclerotiorum 1980 UF-70
Lineage: Eukaryota; Fungi; Ascomycota; Leotiomycetes; Helotiales; Sclerotiniaceae
Exons: 2
Coding region: 1-543 (180 amino acids)
Source: RefSeq, a predicted model, not a curated record
AUGAAUUCCGACGCACUUAUGGAUGAUUCCAGCGAUGAAGCAGAGCCCAUGUUUAACGACGCAUCGCUUUCCGCCUCCCUCGAUGCUACAAGCAUUGGAGAACUCCAUGAUGCACUCUAUGAUGCUAACGACGAGAUUAUGAAUCCCGCUGGUGUAAACCGGUUCUAUAAGCUGCCUACAGAGAUUAAAUUUAAGAUAAUCGAACUGUGCAUGCCAAACCGCGAUGCUUGGCGCAGCUUUGAAAUUUGUCGAGCUCCCAAAAAUCUCAUAUACCUCAAUGAGAAAGAACGAACACACGAUACACAGAUUUUAUCCGUCUCGAGAGUAUUUCGCGAUAUAUAUUUGAAGCAAUUACCAAUUAUGCUACCAUCUUUCACCAAUAAGCCAAUAUACAUCCACCAAAAUACAACAGUCGUUCUUGACAUGAGCGAGCAGGAGUUCUAUGACCUCACACAAUGCAGCAAGUGGCGGAGUCAGACAUUUCUCAGUCAGAUUCGGCAUCUUGCCAUCCCCUUACUAUUAUUUGGUAACCCUCCAGACUAA